UCGGCUUACAAAGAGUGCGGCCAGCAACAUCUUUUUUUCUAAGCAUUGGCAAUCCGAGCGGAUUCUACCCUUCCCGCGCCUGCACGCCAUUCCGCGCACUCUCGAGCUCAGGCUUCAUAAGAGGGAGGAGGAGCAUACUGGACUGAGUCGAGCACAGCUGGAGGACGAGCUAGAGGCGCCACCAUGCCCGCUGAAAUCCACGAGAUACCCGCCGUCGUCAACGGCAGCGCGACGAACGGCAUCAACGGACACACGAACGGCCUCGUAGACCACACACCCGCACACCCAGCCUUCGACUCAAUACCAGACGUCCUGCAAGCCUUCGCAAACGACGACUUCGUCAUCGUGCUCGACUCGCCCUCGCGCGAAAACGAAGGCGACCUGAUAAUCGCCGCCUCAGCCCUAACCCCCGCCAAAGCCUCCUUCAUGAUCCGCCACUCGUCGGGCUACAUGUGCGCGCCACUCCCCGCCUCGCGCGCCGCGCUGCUACACCUGCCGCAGAUGGUGGCCGAGAACGCAGACCCGAACCAGACCGCGUACGCCGUCUCCAUCGACGCCGUGCACCCGUCCGUCAGCACCGGCAUCAGCGCGCACGACCGCAGCCUGACGUGCCGCAUGCUGGCGGACCCCGGCGCGAAGGCGAGUCAUUUUCGCAGGCCGGGGCAUAUACUGCCGCUGCAGGCGCGGGAGGGCGGCGUGCGCGUAAGGAGAGGGCAUACUGAGGCCGCGGUGGAUCUGUGCAGGUUGGCGGGGAAGCCGCCGGUGGGGGUUAUUUGCGAACUUAUUACGGAUGGGGAGGAGGUGCCGGGGAAGGCGGAGAGGAUUGGCGGCGGCAUGAUGAGGAGGGAUGAGUGCCUUGCGUUCGGGAAGAAGUGGGGGAUUCGGGUGUGCACGAUUGAGGACUUGGUGACGUAUAUUGAGGAGAAUGAGGGAGCGCUUGGGGUUGAGGGGAAGGAUUAUUGAAGUAUGCAUGGUAAGAAUUGCAUCUUGCGUGAGAAAAGAAGGAUUAAACCCCUUCCUUCAGUAUAUAAUCCAGUCAGAUCGAGCAUGGGGAGAUGUUUUGGCAUGCAUCGGCGCGGUAUAAA
Messenger RNA from Trematosphaeria pertusa, 1085 nucleotides. RefSeq lists its product as uncharacterized. The transcript is spliced from 2 exons. Gene Ontology annotation, biological process: aerobic respiration; riboflavin biosynthetic process. Gene Ontology annotation, cellular component: mitochondrial intermembrane space; cytosol. Bases 184 to 963 code for a protein of 259 amino acids. Lineage: Eukaryota; Fungi; Ascomycota; Dothideomycetes; Pleosporales; Trematosphaeriaceae. Gene Ontology annotation, molecular function: 3,4-dihydroxy-2-butanone-4-phosphate synthase activity. The record is from RefSeq and is a predicted model, not a curated record.